AGAUAAAUCAACGUGUAGGUUUCGCUCUCAUGUCCAAUGUGGACGCCUCCGACUCGGCGGCGCAGGGUCUUACACGCCUGAACCGGUGGAAAGCAUGCGGCGGAUUUUUUGAGCAAUAUACCCAUCCGAGCUCCAGCACCAACACCGUGAUGCGGUUUACCGUUUACUUUCCUCCUCAGUCUGCCCAUAAACCUGUGCCUGUCCUCUAUUUCCUAUCAGGCCUGACGUGUACCGAUGAGAACGUGGUGCAGAAAGGAUUUGUCCAGUCCCAAGCCGCGAAAAGGGGUUUGGCGGUGGUGUGUCCGGAUACCUCCCCCAGAGGCGCCGGUGUGGAUGGCGAGGACGAGAGCUGGGAUUUCGGCACAGGGGCAGGAUUCUACGUGGAUGCGACGGCGAGUAAAUGGUCUCGGCAUUACAACAUGUUCACGUACGUCACACAGGAGCUUCCGGCCAUCCUCCACCGUCAUUUCCCCACCGCCCUCCUUCCUGACGCCCGGUCUAUCUGCGGGCAUUCCAUGGGAGGACACGGUGCCUUGGUCUGUGCCAUGAAAACCUUCCUCUCACAGGGCGGUCCUCCCUACAAAUCCGUCUCCGCCUUCGCCCCCAUUGCGCACCCAACCGCCUGCCCGUGGGGUCAGAAAGCUUUCGGCGGAUAUUUGGAGGGGGACCAGGGGGCUGGCAAUGCCGGGGAAGGCUGGGACGCGACCUUGCUCAUGGAAAGAGAGGGGCCCUUUCCCUUCCCCCUCCUGGUCGACCAGGGUACGGCGGACACGUUUUUGGAGGGACAAUUGAUGCCAGAGGCCUUGGAAAAGGCCUGUGCGAGCAAAGGACAGGACGCGACGAUUCGUCGGCAAGACGGCUACGACCACUCCUAUUUCUUCAUCAGUACAUUCAUGGCCGAUCACAUCGAUUUCCACGCCAACGCCUUGGGUCUCCCGAGGGAGUGA
Nannochloropsis gaditana CCMP526 is the source of this 947-nucleotide messenger RNA. It is a transcript of the gene FRMB, whose product is annotated as S-formylglutathione hydrolase. The record is from RefSeq and is a predicted model, not a curated record. Gene Ontology annotation, cellular component: cytosol. The coding region runs from base 30 to 947 and encodes 305 amino acids. The transcript is spliced from 2 exons. Gene Ontology annotation, biological process: formaldehyde catabolic process. Gene Ontology annotation, molecular function: S-formylglutathione hydrolase activity.